Henningerozyma blattae CBS 6284 is the source of this 2049-nucleotide messenger RNA. RefSeq names its product adenyl-nucleotide exchange factor SSE1 (gene SSE1). Gene Ontology annotation, biological process: protein folding. Gene Ontology annotation, cellular component: nucleus; cytosol. NCBI's taxonomy places the organism in Eukaryota, Fungi, Ascomycota, Saccharomycetes, Saccharomycetales, Saccharomycetaceae. The transcript has a single exon. The record is from RefSeq and is a predicted model, not a curated record. Gene Ontology annotation, molecular function: ATP binding; ATP-dependent protein folding chaperone. Bases 1 to 2049 code for a protein of 682 amino acids.
AUGAGUACUCCAUUUGGUUUAGAUCUUGGUAACCACAAUUCCGUCUUAGCUGUUGCUAGAAACAGAGGUAUUGACAUCGUUGUCAAUGAAGUCUCUAACCGUUCUACCCCAUCUUUGGUUGGUUUCGGUCCAAAAAAUAGAUACUUAGGUGAAGCUGCUAAGAACAAGCAAACUUCUAACAUUAAGAACACUGUUGACAACUUGAAGAGAAUUGUUGGUUUGGAUUACAACGAUACUGAUUUUGAAAAAUUCGAAUCUAAAUACUUCACCUCCAAACUUGUCAAAUUGGAAGAUGGUAAGAUUGGUGCUCAAGUUAGAUUAGCUGGUGAACAAGAAACUUUUUCUGCAGUUCAAUUAGCUGGUAUGUUCAUGGACAAAAUGAAGCACACUGCCAUUGAAGAUUCUAAGGCUAACAUUACUGAUGUUUGUUUAGCUGUUCCAGCCUGGUAUAACGAAGAAGAACGUUAUACCAUUGCUGACGCUGCUAGAAUUGCUGGUUUAAACCCAGUUAGAGUUGUCAACGACAUCACCGCCGCUGCUGUCUCUUACGGUAUUUUCAAAACUGAUUUCCCAGAAGGUUCUGAAAAGCCAAGAAUUGUUGCCUUUGUUGACAUUGGUCACUCUUCUUACACUUGUUCCAUUGUUGCUUUCAAGAAGGGUGAAGCUAAGGUCUUAUCCACUGCUUACAACAAGAACUUCGGUGGUAGAGAUUUCGACCGUGCCAUCACUGAACAUUUUGCUGAUGAAUUUUUGACCAAAUAUAAGAUUAACAUUAGAGAAAAUGCCAAGGCUUACAACAGAGUUUUAACUGCUGCUGAAAAAUUAAAGAAGGUCUUGUCUGCUAACACUGCUGCUCCUUUCAACAUCGAAUCUGUCAUGAACGAUGUCGAUUGUUCUUCUCAAUUAACUCGUGAAGAAUUGGAAGAAUUAGUUAAACCAUUAUUGGCUCAUGUCACUGAACCUGUUACUAAGGCAAUGGCUUUGGCUAAAUUAACUCCAGAAGAUAUUGAUUUCGUUGAAUUGAUUGGUGGUACUACUCGUAUCCCAACUUUGAAGAACUCUAUCUCUGAAGCUUUCGGUAAGCCAUUAUCUACAACUUUGAACCAAGAUGAAGCUAUUGCUAAGGGUGCUGCUUUCAUUUGUGCCAUCCACUCUCCAACUUUAAGAGUUAGACCAUUCAAAUUCGAAGAUUACCACCCAUACUCUGUCUCUUACUCUUGGGACAAACAAGUUGAAGAUGAAGAAUCUAUGGAAGUCUUCGCUGCUGGCUCUAACUUCCCAUCUACUAAGAUGAUCACUUUACACAGAACUGGUGACUUCAAAAUGUCUGCCGAUUUCACUACUCCAUCUGAAUUACCACAUGGUACCAAGGUUCACAUUGCUGAUUGGGAAAUUACCGGUGUUGAAUUACCAGAAGGUCAAACUUCUAUCCCAGUUAAAUUAAAGUUGAGAGCUGAUCCAUCCGGUUUACACACCAUCGAAGAAGCUUACACUGUUGAAGAUAUUAUCGUCAAGGAAGAAAUCCCAUUGCCAGAAGAUUCUCCAGAAGAUGCCGAACCAGAAUUCAAAGAAGUUACCAAGACUGUCAAGAAAGAUACUUUGAACAUUGUUGCUAGCACUUUCGCUUUAUCUGAUGACAAAUUAAAUGAAUUAAUUGAAAAAGAAAACGAAAUGUUUGCCCAAGAUAAAUUAGUUGCUGAAACUGAAGACCGUAAAAACGCUUUGGAAGAAUACAUUUACUCUUUACGUGGUAAAUUAGAUGAAGAAUACGCUGAAUUUGCUUCUGAUGCUGAAAAGACUAAAUUACAAGGUAUGUUAGCAAAGGCCGAAGAAUGGUUAUACGAUGACGGUUAUGAUUCCACAAAGGGUAAAUACAUUGCUAAGUACGAAGAAUUAGCUAUGUUGGGUAAUAUGAUUAGAGGUAGAUACUUAUCCAAGCAAGAAGAAAAGAAACAAGCCAUGAAAGCUAAAGACGAAGCUGCUAAGAUGGCUGCCUUCCACGAAAAAUUAGCUGCUCAAAAGGCUGAAUCUGAUGAAAAGAGUGCUUAA